Molecule: messenger RNA, 737 nt
Organism: Colletotrichum phormii
Lineage: Eukaryota; Fungi; Ascomycota; Sordariomycetes; Glomerellales; Glomerellaceae
Exons: 1
Coding region: 261-506 (81 amino acids)
Source: RefSeq, a predicted model, not a curated record
CACGCCUCCAGCUAAAAUCUGACAGUAUCUAGCGUUGCUCCUUCACGGCAGAAUAGUAGGUGGAAGGGCAAGGCCAAGAAUAGAAGCAACGAUGAUGUGUCCAUAUGUAAACGUCCAUCUUUCCCUCCAAAUUUUGGCUAGAAGGAGUUGAAAUAGGUACCUACCCAAGGACCCAAAAUUCAUACUCCCAAACAAAUCAAUUCAAGAUCCUCCGUCCGACGGUCUACUCCUACAGUCACCCCCCAAACCGGCUGGGGUCAAUGUUUUCUUUGAGGCUGACUUUCUUGAUCUGCAUCACCUCACGAGCGGCUGGACAUCUUAGAAUAGAUGCAACCCACCCCGUCAGCUUACCGCCCUUAUGCUUGCAUCGACGGCGGUCAGGCGGUCAUCUACGACGGGAAUACUCUGUAUCUAAACCUUCACUCUUUUACCGACCAUAUGGCAUAGAGCACAAGAGAGAGGGGGUUGACAGAGCCGAAGCGUCCAUGCCAUCACAGUCAUCUUAACUCGGAUGUUGCGCGAUGAGAUCGAAUCAUCACCGAGGGGUAUUGCACGAACUCAAUACCAACAAUCAUCAAUACCUACUCCGUAGUCAGUCCUGUCGAAUGCCAGUCAACCAGAUAGUACGGGGUAUACCGUUGGAUUACUAGCUCGCUGCUCUGUGCCUCUACGAAAUAUGAGCAUGAAGAGGGCCCAACAAACAACCACAAGCUGAGGACGGGGAUUUGCUGAUGCAG